Messenger RNA from Kalmanozyma brasiliensis GHG001, 1329 nucleotides. RefSeq names its product Double-stranded RNA-binding domain protein. Gene Ontology annotation, biological process: regulation of gene expression; rRNA processing; primary miRNA processing. Gene Ontology annotation, cellular component: nucleus. The coding region runs from base 1 to 1329 and encodes 442 amino acids. The transcript has a single exon. Gene Ontology annotation, molecular function: ribonuclease III activity; double-stranded RNA binding. NCBI's taxonomy places the organism in Eukaryota, Fungi, Basidiomycota, Ustilaginomycetes, Ustilaginales. The record is from RefSeq and is a predicted model, not a curated record.
AUGUCGGCAAAUCGCAGCCUCACAAAGGCGUUCCGCCCAUUGACGCAGAGCACCGCCUCCUCCUCGAAACAGGCGCUCUCCACCUCGACCCGCAGCAGCGUCGCUUCUUCGCACAGCCGAUCCGCUUCCACAGCAGUAGCAUCCUCGUCCAGCAGCACCGAAGUCGCACCAACGCCGUCUUCGUCAACCUACGUCCACGAUCCGACCCCCAACGUCCACCUUCCGCGUCUCGCACGCACCGAGCCCGAGCUCUACGCCGCUGUCCGCCCACCACCUGUCUCCGCCUUCGCCGCGCUCUCGGCCCGUCUUGGGCUGACGCCUUCCUCUGUUGAUGCUGAGACGCGCGACCGUCGCAUCCGACUCGUUCAUCAGGCAUGCACACACCCCUCCUUCCAAGCGCUGGUCGACAAGGCGGCAGCGGCGCAAUUCGAACCGUCCGCAUCCAUCUCCGGCCUUACGAAGAAGGACGGCUCCACUGCACUUGACGCUGCUCAGUUCCUCUCCUUCUCAGCGGAGGGCGUCGAGCACCAUGCAGCCCUGGCCACGGUCGGCAACUCGCUUCUAGGCAUGCUUGCAACGGAAUACCUGCAUCUGCGCUACCCGAACCUGCCGACGCGGGUCCUCAAAGCCGCGGUCUCCGCCUACGUCGGACCCCUCACGCUCUCCGAUGUCGGCUCUGAACUCGGCAUCACAGCACCGGGUUUGCUGCGGUGGAACAAAUCCGCUCGCAUCCCUACCGGCGCCAACUCGACGCAAAAGCGUGGUGGACGCGGCGCACCUCGUCUGCCGGGUGCAACAAGCCCAACGCGCACCCUGCUCAGCAAGGACGUCGAGGCGGACGCCAUGCGCGCCCUCGUCGCCGUCAUCUUCCAAGAACAAGGUCUCGCGUCCACACGUCGUUUCGUCAUCGCCCACUUCCUCCAACGCUCCCUCAACCUCGCCGGCAUGCUCAAAUUCUUCGACCCCAAACACGCGCUUGCCUCGACAUGCGCAAAGUACGGCAAGCCACCCCCGCAGUCCAGGAUGGUCGCCGAAAGCGGGCGAUUGAGUAUUGCGCCCGUUUUCGUGGUAGGCGUUUGGAGUGGCGAGACCAAGGUCGGAGAGGGCAGUGGAAGUAGUAUCCGGAUGGCAGAGUUUAGGGCGGCGGAAGAUGCGUUGCGACGGCUGUAUUUGGCUGAGACGCCACUGGGUGAUUUCGAUUUGCCCAGCUGUACGUUGGAUGGGCUGUUCGGGGGUAGUAGCGAGGUGAGUGUGGAAGCGGGGCAGUUCAGGGCUCAGCCGCUGGGUGAGGCCGAGGUGCUGGCAGCUGCUGGCAAGAGUAGGCAUUGA